CGCCCUCUGCGGUGCUGGACAGACCACGCCGCCAUGCCUCCCGCUGGGCCCCGCGCUGCCAUCCUGCUGACGCCACUGCUACUGCUGCUACGCACUAUUGUAGCCGUGCCCCUGGAGCGGGGGACGCCCAAGAAGGAGGAGAACCCCGCGACUGAGAGCCCCGACACAGGCCUGUACUACCACCGGUAUCUCCAGGAGGUCAUCAACGUGCUGGAAACAGACGGGCAUUUCCGGGAGAAGCUGCAGGCCGCCAACGCUGAGGACAUCAAGAGCGGGAAGUUGAGCCGGGAGCUGGACUUUGUCAGCCACCACGUGCGCACCAAGCUGGACGAACUCAAGCGGCAGGAGGUGUCACGGCUGCGGAUGCUUCUCAAGGCCAAGUUGGACGCUGAACAGGAGCCCAAUGUGCAGGUGGACCACCUGAGCCUCCUGAAGCAGUUUGAACACCUGGACCCUCAGAAUCAGCACACGUUCGAGGCCCGGGACCUGGAGUUGCUGAUCCAGACGGCCACCCGGGACCUUGCCCAGUACGACGCGGCUCAUCACGAAGAGUUCAAACGCUACGAGAUGCUCAAGGAACAUGAAAGACGACGCUAUCUGGAGUCACUGGGAGAGGAGCAAAGAAAGGAGGCAGAGAGGAAGCUGGAAGAACAACAGCGCCGGCACCGAGAGCACCCCAAAGUCAACGUGCCCGGCAGCCAAGCCCAGUUGAAGGAGGUGUGGGAGGAGCUGGAUGGACUGGACCCCAACAGAUUUAACCCCAAGACGUUCUUCAUACUGCACGAUAUCAACAGUGAUGGUGUGCUGGAUGAGCAGGAGCUGGAGGCUCUCUUCACCAAGGAGCUGGAGAAGGUGUAUGACCCAAAGAAUGAGGAGGAUGACAUGCGGGAGAUGGAAGAAGAGCGGCUGCGCAUGCGCGAGCACGUGAUGAAGAACGUGGACACCAACCAGGACCGGCUUGUGACCCUGGAGGAGUUCCUCGCAUCCACGCAGAGGAAGGAGUUUGGAGACACCGGGGAGGGCUGGGAGGCCGUUCUGCAGAUGGAGCAGAGGAAGCAGCAGCAGCAGGCCCUCAACGCCCCCGCCCCGGGCCCCCAGGGGCAGCUCGGUUUCCAUCCUGACAGAGAUGACGCGCCCGUCCCAGCUCCAGCCGAUGACCAGAAAGACGUGGACACUUCAGAAAAGAAAUUUCCAGAACAGCCCCAGCUGGACUCUCAGAGCCUGUGA
Molecule: messenger RNA, 1227 nt
Organism: Orycteropus afer afer
Lineage: Eukaryota; Metazoa; Chordata; Mammalia; Tubulidentata; Orycteropodidae
Source: RefSeq, a predicted model, not a curated record